This is a messenger RNA of Somion occarium, 3989 nucleotides long. NCBI's taxonomy places the organism in Eukaryota, Fungi, Basidiomycota, Agaricomycetes, Polyporales, Cerrenaceae. The record is from the annotation of a GenBank genome assembly.
ACCCACCACCUUCAUAUGCAUUUUUUAAAUCUGUCUAUGGAAUCUAUCGUCUGUGUCCGACAUAGUGGUCCCGCGCCGGAGAACUUCAAAUUGUCACAGGGAUCUGUUGCUUCAUCACCUACUUGUCAACAUUUGGGACGAUGACGAACUGGGGCAAUGUUACAGAAACAAUGUUUGGCACAAUGGGCCGAGGAUAAUAUGCUCUGGAGUUUACUUAUUUCAUUCCUGAGAUAAUAGGGCAUAUUUUGAAAGCAUCGCGAGUCCGCCAAACUAAUGCGCUCGGAGCUGUCGAUGGCCUAGCAGACGACAGUUGCUGACCUCGCAUGAUGAUGAUAUGAAGAUAGUCAAUUAUUGUCGGUGCACUUUCUACGAAGGUAUGCAACCGCUGUACAGAACGUAAUACGGAAGCCACUCUGGAUCCUAGAUACUGUACCAGCAUUCAAUAUUCAACGCCGUCCCGGGGAAUUGCAUGCCUACUUACUUAACGUUGGGUUCCUGGAUCUGUUGAUGAUCUCGAACCACCUUGCAAGAUGCUCCGGGUAUUGGCCACUCGGGAAUAAUGUUUAGAGCCUUUGACAUCAAUAGCGUUUGGCCAUUCCGCAUGUUGGUUGUAGCGCCGAAGUCAAAGGAGUUGAUGCGAUUCCGUUUGACAUUGUCCUCAUUUAUUUAAUGUCUUUGGACGGUUCCAAUUCAAAUACUCACUUGUCACUCUUCACUGGCCACACCCAUUUUUUCUCGCCACAAUGUCCACCCACACUCCAACUAAAGGAACCCAUGCACGACGCCAUUCGGUAGCAGUUGAAUCUCCGGUCCAUACACACUGUGAUACAGUUCGACGCAAGAGACCACGGCCGACUUCUGAGCAGGCUAUAGUUCCGCCUGUACUGGACGAUUCGAGACCCGCACCUUCACAUCGACGGGCAUCUGUGGCCUCUGUGUCUCCUCCGUGGCCUACACCAUCCCGCAAUGUCACGGUCUCCCCCAUUAUAAUUACCCGGCAUCGGCGCGAACCCUCGAAGGCGUCGAAUGGUUCAGCGAAUAUAGGUGAUCCCUCAAUUCAACCAUCAGCCUUGCUACUCAAACGCCGUGGAUCUGCAAGUGCAGGUCCUUCGAAUCUCAAGUUAAGUGGUGAAGGGAGUAAGAGCUGUGCAGGAAAUUCCUCUCCGGGUGUCCAUUUCGCUUCUCGCAGCCCUCCCACCAGUUCCUCCCGCGACAAACGGCGUUCUCCCAAACCAGAAGUCGAGGUUCACCGACAAAUCGCUUCACACGCCUGCAACAAUCUUAGUCCUCAUGUCACACCACGUUCUGCUCAAGUGUAUACUGCAGACGGGAUCGAACUCUACAUCGACUGCUGCGAUGCUGUUGAUGCUUACAAUCGAUUGCGUUGUGCCCUGGAAGCAGAAAAGCUUCCAAAAGUUCCAAGAUACCUCAAGUGCUUCAUCAAAUCUCUGAAAGAUCGUAGGGUCGAACUUGGCUGCGGUGCACCCAUCGUGCGCAACUCGUUUGACUACAUUCAAGCCAGAGAGACAUUCGAUUUUCACUGCCAGCUUCUGUGUGCUAAACGUGACACGUUCCCACAGGAUCUUCAAGGCACUGCUCUCACCGACAAGUGUCAUGAAAUGCUCGAUUUGAUUGAUUCGGCUUGGGGUGCGCUGCAUGAAUUUCUGCGGAAAGCUCAAAAUAUCUCCAUGUCUCUUUGUUCUGAAAUCGAUGUCCUGCCGAAUGGCGAUGAAGCAACCACCCUUCAACUCAGGAGGGUAUCAGCAAUGUUCGAGACCAAGGAAGCAGGUUCAUCCACUCUGACGGCUCUCAUAGAGGGCAUCAAAACCUACCUUCGUAUGCUUUCAGGACCCCCUGGAAGGCCUGGUGCGAAACUAGUCAAGAGACGACCGACUCUCACCAAUCCCUCCGUGACUGUUGACUCUUCCGCUGCCGCGAACGGAUUUACCCCUGGUCGUAGUUCUACUGAUAGCGAGCGGUCUGCGUACGAGCACUCUGCUGACGUCUUGACUGGAAAGGGAUUUGAUACCUUCAAACUUUCACUGAGGGCUAGUCUCAUUGUGGUCUCAUCUGUUUCUUCCGUGGCCACCUAUGCCCUCGACUUUCCUCGGCCUGAGGCAGAACAGACAGACGUCUAUCGUGGACAAUCAGGCACAGUUGUAGCAGCAACAUUGUCGCAAUGGGUUCGCAUGUUGACUGACACCAUAGAAGUCAACGAAGAAGAUUAUACCGACAAUCUUGACACUUUCCUACUUUUCUUCCGCCAAUUCACAACACCGAGAGAAUUACUCCAGACCCUGAAGGAUCGCUAUCUUGAAACACCCUCCUCAAAUGUGGACACAGAUCAACUUCGUGCGUGGCGCCGCUAUCAUCGCCAUGCGAAGCUCUUCGUGGCCAAGAUAGUUUUCUGGUGGCUCAAGUGGUACUGGGUCGACGAACAAGAUCGCCCAUAUCUAGACAACCUUAUCGAAUUUGUGAUGCAGAUGGUCGCGAGAGACGACACCUUCUACCGUGGAGUCGCCGACUCACUCGCAUUAGGCCUAACCGGAGUCUCUGCGCAACAUGUCAACUAUGUUCGUCAUACCCAAAGGCUUGAGGAGAACAUAGACAAUGGAUCUACGUCAAUGCAGGAAGAGACCUCCUUCAAGUAUCAAAGCGAAAAGCUCAAAAACAUGACAACUGGGCCUAAGGCGAUGUCACUAAACGUGAUAGAUACUUUGAUGCUUUGUGGGCCUGGAGGUUCAGAGGCCGUGGCUCGGGAGCUGACUCUCAUGGAAUCCAAACUCUUCCAUAGUAUCCUACCCGAGGAGGUGGCUUUCCUGGGUACUGAGCCAUCUCAGAAUUCUCGAGUCCGGCAAUGGACGCAGUUCACCAAUUCGGUGACGUUGAUGGUUGCAGAUCUAAUCCUGGUCCACACAAAGGCAGAAAAUCGGGCGCGAAUUUAUGCCUUUUUUGUGAAGGCCGCAGUCCAGUGUCGCAGGCUGCGAAAUUUCAACUCUGCACUUGCCAUCUGUCUUGGCUUGAAGCAGCUUGCAAUAGAUAGACUCGAGGAAAUGAAGGAACUUGUUGGACCAUACCAUACGGAGCAACUAGAUGAGGUUCAUAAUCUUUUCUUUGGUUCCCCUAACUAUUCUGGUUACCGGGAAGAACUCAAACAACCAGGACCAGCUGUACCUCUUAUUCCUGUUCUCAAACGUGAUGUGAUCCAUAUCUCCGAUGUCUACAAGAGAGAUUAUCAAGACUCAGUGAACAGAAGGAAUUCGAAAGCCAGGGAAUCUGAGCAACUGGUUGGAACAGAACAACCCGUACCAGAUGGUUCGAAGAGGCCACGCAUGAUUCGCAUCUCAUAUUACCGCAAUUUGCGCAAAGUCGUCCGAGAUAUCGAGCGGUGUUACGGGAACUACAACAUCGCUACUGACGAAUUCGUUCACCAAUGGAUCGAGGCAUAUCGCAAACCUUUGGAACUCCAAGGCAAGGAAUACGAUGCGAAAGUAGCCAAGUUAUAUGAGAAGAGCCAAGCAUCACAUUCCAAGUCGAAAUCGAGAUAGUCCUUGAACCUUAAUAGGGAUCGUUUUCCGUGGGUUACUGAGGAAGAUCGAAGACGUCGUUGACUAACUUUCGUUGAUGGAAACCUGCGCACCGACCUCCUCAAAUAAAUCUCACCGUGGCCCAAAUAUUCCAGACCCUGCCCUUUCUGACCGACAACCUUCACAUACCCCUUUUGCAACAUUCGAUUUACACAUUCGUUCUCGAUCUCCGUUCUCCUUCGCAGGAUAUAUUAAAGUUCUUUCUCGUGUUCAAUUUAUUAUCCUCCCUUUGUCAUCCUUUGUAUCCUUAGUAUUCGAGCGUCCGGGUCUCCGCGCAUUCGGUUUGUAGCUUUCCAGCACUUCAUAACUUAUAUUGUGUCUGCCGAUUCAAUGUAUCCUUAGGCCCAUUUCUGUAUGAUUUCAGACUCUCCAGAACACCGCCGCCCCGUUCAUUUGAUCGUC